This is a messenger RNA of Gamsiella multidivaricata, 2532 nucleotides long. Its product is annotated as Endonuclease/exonuclease/phosphatase. The coding region runs from base 172 to 2439 and encodes 755 amino acids. The transcript has 11 exons. Gene Ontology annotation, molecular function: phosphatidylinositol-4,5-bisphosphate 5-phosphatase activity; phosphatidylinositol-3,5-bisphosphate 5-phosphatase activity. Gene Ontology annotation, biological process: phosphatidylinositol dephosphorylation. Lineage: Eukaryota; Fungi; Mortierellomycota; Mortierellomycetes; Mortierellales; Mortierellaceae. The record is from RefSeq and is a predicted model, not a curated record. Gene Ontology annotation, cellular component: cytoplasm; membrane.
UCGUCGUUGUUUACUUCAAUCAUUCAAUACGUUUACAUUACGGCGCGCAGGUGUCUAUAGCAUCUCUGUUUAUUGUGUUUAUUUUCGUGCUUCGUCCAUAGGGCACUCAAGCUGCACGAGAAACAGAGCGCCGAGUCAAAUCUUAACUACGACGAACGAUUCCUGUGGAACAUGUUCAUGUUGAAGGAGCUGCUCGUCUUCAGAUCACAUCUGGAUGAACAGGAGCGCGAAGAGCUGGACUCUGGAGGGCUCUUGGUCCAUAUCAUCCAAGGAUAUGUCGGAUGUCAGCCUUUUCGGACAGCUGCAACACAGGGACAGAUCUCGGUCAUUUCAAGACUGAGCUCAAAACGCGCAGGAAUGCGGUAUAAAACUCGAGGCAUUGAUGAUAACGGAAACGUGGCGAACUUUGUAGAGACCGAAACCGUCAUAUCCAAUACAGAGUGGUGCUUUUCAUACACGCAAAUCCGGGGGAGUGUGCCAGUAUUCUGGGAGCAAGAGGGCUUGCAACUGGCGAGUCAUAAAAUUCAGCUUUCGAGAGGCUCCGAGGCCACCAAACCGGCCGUACGGCGGCAUUUUGAGGAACUUAUCCAAAAAUACGAAGACAUCCACAUCCUCGACUUGUUGGGCACCAAGGAUCAAGGCGAAAUAACACUUUCACAAGAGUACAGGAGCCAGGUUGAGGACUUGGGCCCCUUAUUGAGGCACCUUCAUAUGACUAGGUUUGACUACCACUCUCAAGUAAAGGGCGGGAAUUACGAACAGAUCAUGGCGCUGCUGAACCAUGUGCGUGGGGCUUCAGAGCGCUACGGAUACUUUUACCACGACCUGCUCUCCAACACAAUCGUGCAGACCCAGCGUGGAGUCUUCCGAACCAGCUGCCUAGACUGUCUUGAUAGGACGAAUGUUAUCCAAAGCAAUCUUUCUAAAGAGGCCGUGGAGCUUCUGCUUCACAAUGUCCUCCCUCAAGACAGUCGGUUUGGAAGUCUCAUGUCGAUGCACUCGGAGCUUUGGGCAGACAACGGUGAUCUGUUGUCCAAGAUCUACACGGGCACAGGAGCUCUCAAGUCCGAGGUCACCCGUUCAGGCAAAAUGUCCUUUGCUGGUAUGCUGGGGGAUGCCACCAAGUCGCUCAACCGAUUUGUCAUUAACAACUUUCAGGAUAAAGAUCGCCAGGAGGUCAUUGAUUUGUUGCUGGGGAAAAUGUCGCAUCAAAGACCUGUAGCGAUUCACGACCCGGUUCACGACUCGAUUGAAUCCGAGAUGAAGGCUCGUAUCGGAGAAUACUCUCAAAAAAUACAGAUCGAUGUCUUCGUGGGCACCUACAACCUCAAUGGAAAGCUACCUUCGGGCGACUCUUUGGAUGCCUGGCUCUGCUUUGACAAAGAGGUUCCGGAGCCCGACAUGUACGUGAUUGGAUUUCAAGAGAUCGUCAAGUUGACGGCCAGGCAGAUUGCGGUGACGGACGAAAACAAGCGGCGGACCUGGGAACAAGAAGUUGAAAAGACUAUCAACCGAAAGAGUAGAGCACGAUAUAUUCAGCUGCGUUCCGUCCAACUCGUCGGUGCAGCCCUAAUGAUCUACGUCAAGGAGCAGAACGUACCAUCAAUUCGUAACGUCGAGUGUUCUAUCAAAAAGACUGGCUUGGGCGGCAUGGCAGGGAACAAAGGAGCAGUGGCCAUCCGCAUGGAUUAUUACGAAACAUCUCUCUGCUUGGUCACCUCGCAUUUGGCCUCAGGACAGGACAAUCUUCAGGAGAGGAAUGAUGACUUUCAUACGAUCAAUAACGGCAUUACCUUUGCAAGAGGUCGCGACAUAUCGAGCCAUGAUAUUAUUCUUUGGUGCGGCGACUUCAAUUACCGUGUCGACAUGGAAAACGAUCAAAUCCGUGCAUUGGUUAGUCAGGGCAACUACUUUGAAAUAUUUCGCUGCGACCAAUUAAAGAGGUCCAUUGACUAUGGCGAGGCGUUCUACGGCUACAAGGAAGGAAUCAUUGCUUUUGCGCCGACAUAUCGUUAUGACAUUGGAACGGACAACUACGAUACCAGCGAGAAAUACCGCGCGCCUGCUUGGACGGAUCGUAUUCUUUAUCGGGGUAGAGGCAUCUAUCAAACAAGUUACGAGCGCGCUGAACAACGCACAUCUGAUCACAGACCAGUCAUGUCGAUGUUUGUGCUCGAGCUGACAACGCUGGACACGGAAGCCAAGGAAAAGAUGGAGGAUACUCUUUAUCGUAAGAGCUCCAGUAAAUCUCUUGCCAUCGGAACAUUGGCGGCCAAGAAUGGUGCUGGACUUGGGCCCCGAGGGCUGUUGGUUGCUCCAGAAAAGCUGCGAAGUGAAGUUGGACCUAAAUACGAUCGAGUGUCUCAGAACGCAGGUAAAGUACUGCUGUCCAAAAGCACCAUUAACGCAGGUCUUUCAACAUCGGAUGUCUCCGUGUAGGUGGAAGCGACGAUACUGAUUCGAUUUCUGUUUUCCUAUCUGCGAAUGCAGGACCGAGGCCUAGUUCUGGAACGCAUCAAUGGUGGAACGACC